AUGGAAGACAAAUCGAAAGUUGAUCAGUACUACACACCACCGCCUAAACUUGGUAAAUGGGAGGCAUUUAGUACCUUCCUGUGGAAUUCUGAAACAGGACAAUUUCUUGGACGAACAGGAUCAAGUUGGGCAAAGAUAUUGCUCUUUUAUGUAAUAUUCUAUGGAGUGCUGACUGGAUUCUUCGGAGCAAUGUUGGCAGUGUUUUAUCAAACUCUCGACCACAAAGCACCCAAAUGGCAGAUGGACAAAUCUUUGAUUGGUGACAAUCCUGGACUUGGUUUCCGACCGAUGCCCCCUAUCUUUGGAUGGCAACCACAGUUUUACAACGACACGGAAAACCUUCCAGCAAACAUGCCAAACGACCUGAAGGCCCGGAUCAAAGGAGCCAAGAUGCGAAACCCCGAGGAGUUGCAGACCAUCUGGGUGUCGUGCGAGGGCGAAAACCCUGCAGAUAUUGAAAACAUUGGACCUAUUCAAUACAAGCCGCGCUCUGGAUUCCCUGGAUUUUAUUUCCCGUACACAAAUUCACCGGGAUACCUCAGUCCACUUGUCGCAGUGUGGUUUGAAUCUCCCAAACGUAACGUACUUAUCAACAUUGAGUGCAAAGCAUGGGCUCGAAACAUUAUUCACGAUAGGGAUAAAAUGGUGGCUAAGGACAGUAAAAAAGAUCUAGGAGCCAAGGUGGAGUCGAUGAAUCCGUACGAAAAACCACCUGAAAUAUCAACAAGUCAGUCUGUUAAAAACUUUUUUUACAACAAAGAAACUGGAGCAGUUAUGGGAAGAACAGCCAGCAGUUGGGGAAAAGUUGGAAUAUUUUAUUUGAUAUUCUACGGAGUAUUGGCUGCAUUGGUUUCCAUUUGCUUUUGGUUCUUCUUCCAAACUCUUGAUGUCAGAAUACCAAAGUGGCAAUUGGAUCGAUCUAUCAUCGGAACAAAUCCAGGAUUAGGAUUCAGGCCAAUGCCACCGCCUUCAAAUGUUGAGAGUACUUUAAUUUGGUUUAAAGGAACUGAUCCUGAAAAUUACAAGCACUGGGUUAAUCAAUUGUCUGAUUUUCUUGAAGAUUACAAAAAGUUGGGAUCGACAGCAGGUCGAGGUGCUAGUAUCACAGAGUGUGAUUAUCACAAAUUCCCAAGUCCUGAUCAAGUGUGUGCUGUCAAUGUCCGACAAUGGGAGCCUUGCACCCAAGAAAAUUACUUUGGAUAUCACAAAUCUGGACCUUGUGUCUUCAUAAAGCUCAACAAGAUUUACGGAUGGAAACCAGAGUAUUAUACCGAUGUCCAAGAAUUACCGGAUAAAAUGCCCAGAGAUUUGAAAACUUUGAUCGGUAACUUGACUGCACGUCAAGCUAAACAAUUAAAUACCAUUUGGGUGUCUUGUGGUGGAGAAAAUCCAGCAGACGAAGAAAAUAUUGGACCAGUUAAAUACAUUCCUCAGCAAGGAUUUCCUGGAUAUUAUUAUCCUUAUGAAAAUACUGUGGGAUACCUCAGUCCAUUGGUUGCCGUUCAUUUUGAAAGGCCAAAGACUGGAAUUCUUAUAAAUGUCGAGUGCAGAGCUUGGGCAAAGAAUAUAAAACACAAUCGAAAUGAUAAAAUUGGAUCAGUUCACUUUGAACUUUUAAUUGAUUAA
Cotesia congregata is the source of this 1626-nucleotide messenger RNA. Lineage: Eukaryota; Metazoa; Arthropoda; Insecta; Hymenoptera; Braconidae. The record is from the annotation of a GenBank genome assembly.